UAGCUCUAUCAGGUUAACUCAAAUCACAUGCCACCUUCUUUCUCACUUGUUUAUCUUUUCUUUCUUUCUUCUUUCUUUAUUUUUAUCACCGUUGGCUCCAAGUUUCCUCAGCCCUUUAUUCUUUCUCUUGUUUCUAUAUAAUAUAUAGACUUCCUGGAUUUGGUUGGACAACUUGAGUUGAAGGACUUCAAGCAAAACUUAGCUUCUUCUUCUUCUUCUUCUUCGGUGAGUUUGAGGCAAUUUCCAGGUUUUUGGUAGAUUAACUCGAUCUGGGUCUUUGUUAAAAGGUUGAAAUAUAGCAGUUUUUUGUUGGGAGAAAAAAGCUAUGGAUACUUCACUGGAUCUAAAUCCUUCUUCAGAUGGGCCCUUACCACUUGACACUCCGAAGAAGGAACCAAGUGGAAAUGGCAACUUGAUUGUGUUUGGAAAGAAACUUUCUAUGAAAGAAGAGAGUGGUGCUUUAGUGGAAGAAUUGAACCGUGUCAACGAAGAAAACAAGAAGCUGACAGAAAUGUUAGCAGCAAUGUGUGAGAGCUACAAUGCUUUGCAAAGCCAGUUGACGAAUUUAAUGAGCAAAAUCCCAGAAAAAGAACUCAGCCAUUCAAAGAAAAGAAAAUCUGAAAGCAGAAACAACAACCACAACAACAACAACGAUAAUUAUAACUUUGGGAUCAUUGGAAACUCAGAGAGCAGCUCAACUGAUGAAGAUUCAUGCAAGAAACCCAAAGAAGAAAUUAUAAAGGCCAAAGUUUCUAGAGUAUAUGUCAGGACUGAGGCAUCUGAUACUAGCCUUGUUGUAAAGGAUGGAUAUCAAUGGAGGAAAUAUGGGCAGAAGGUGACCAGGGAUAAUCCUUCCCCAAGAGCUUACUUCAAGUGUUCUUUUGCUCCAACCUGCCCUGUUAAAAAGAAGGUGCAAAGAAGUAUUGAUGAUCAAUCAGUGGUGAUCGCAACAUAUGAAGGUGAACACAACCAUCUUCCUCCUUCUCAAAUGGAACCAACAUCAGGUUCAAGCCACCGUGGUUCAGCCUCAUUGAACCCAUCUGGACCAACCAUGACUCUAGACUUCGGCAAAACCAAGCCCAGUGGUAGUGAUGUAGCUAGAAUCUGCAGCUCCAGUCAGCCAAAAAUGGAUUCACCGCAAGUCAGACAAUAUUUGGUGGAACAGAUGGCUACUUCUUUGACGAAAGACCCAAAAUUCACAGCAGCAUUGGCAGCUGCCAUUUCAGGAAGAAUGUUUCAGCAAAGUCCAGUUGAAUAAAAAAAAUGGGAUGGAAUUAAUAUCUCAAAACAUAAGAUCAAUUUAGAGUUUUUUUUUUCUCGUUUCUAUUUUAGGAUUUAUAUCUGUCUUGCUGGGAAAUAUACCGGCGGACAAAGAGUUGUUUCUAUGAUUUUGUCACCUAUAAGCAGUAAUUGUUAUGAACUUAGAAUGUUGUAAAUAUAACAUUGCAGAAGAAUUGGGGAAACACACAAUUUAAAAACAGAAUAGGAGAGGAAAUCUGUUCAAGCA
Messenger RNA from Gossypium raimondii (Peruvian cotton), 1507 nucleotides. Its product is annotated as probable WRKY transcription factor 40. The record is from RefSeq and is a predicted model, not a curated record. Lineage: Eukaryota; Viridiplantae; Streptophyta; Magnoliopsida; Malvales; Malvaceae. Bases 326 to 1258 code for a protein of 310 amino acids. The transcript is spliced from 5 exons. Gene Ontology annotation, biological process: regulation of DNA-templated transcription. Gene Ontology annotation, molecular function: sequence-specific DNA binding; DNA-binding transcription factor activity.